UUGCAAAAAUAAAAUACAGAAUUUGUAAAAUACCAAUGUCUUAAGGCACCCUUCCAAGCAGAGAGGUCUACUUUUUUUCUAUAUAUUACUCUAUUUGCAAUGGAGCCUUUCUGGUUUUGUUAACAAUGGAUUUCCUUUACUUAGUGAAGUGAACUGUCAGCCAAGGUGAGGUGAAGAAUGGCUGAGAUAAAGGCAUUGGCAAGCAGCAAUCACUUUACCCUUUUCAAAGGGCACAGCUACCUGCUAGGGCUGGAACCAGGAAAAGAAUCACACUCAGGGAUUCAGAUCUGAAUAUUUACACAGUAUCAACUAAGUCCAUGCCUAGACUUACACUGCUAUUAUUCCCAAUAAUUUUGUUGUACAUCCAUUUUAACUCCUAUAUUCACCUGUAUUAUUUUCAGAGAAACUUCAAAUUACCGUAAUUUUUUUUUUUUUUUUCGUACUUUUAGGGCUGCACCUAUAGCAUAUGAAAGUUCUCAGGCUAGGGGUUGAAUCAGAGCUAUAGCUGUCCAGCCUAUGACAAAGCCAUAGCACACAGGAUCUGAGCUGCAUCUAUGACCUACACCACAGCUCACGGCAACACCGGAUCCUUAAUCCACUGAGGGACACCAGGGAUUGAACCUGAAUCCUCAUGGGUACUAGUCAGGUUCUUAACUUACUGAGCCACAACAGGAACUCCUAUAUUUACGGUGUUGAUGCAAAUGUGUGGAUCACAAUUGGGGAUGGGCUGUUAUGACUCGGCUUGAAGUUAAACAGAUGAUCCAGACCCACCUGAUUUUGAGCAAAGGAACAGUAGAGUCAAUAUGACACACCUAAAAGUUUGCAUUUAGCUUACAGCAGGGUGGUAGCUCCUUUCCAAAUAUGUUUCCCUUCCUCAACACCCUCCUGCCUCACAGUGAGCCUCAUCUUCUAGUAUUCAUGCCUUGCUUGAUUCCCUCCCCUUGAAUAUUGAAUGGUCCUGUGCUUGCUAUUGACCAACAGAAUGCCAGAAGAAUAAUGCUACAUAACUUUCAAGGCUAGCUUCUGCCUUGUGGCUUCUGCCUUGUACUCUUAUAAAGGUGACUCUGAUGAAAUUCAGAUCAACUUGCAGGGGCAAGAGCACUGAUUUGCUGAUGGAAACAAAAACCACUGACUUAGACUGACUUAUUAAAUUUGUAAAAGUGGGGAUUUAGAAUCCUACACUUGUCUGUGGAACAGAUGGUGCCCUCUGAGAGUCUUCUUGGAAUUAAAGUGGUCAUGUUAUAUAAAGUAAACUUGACAUAGAUCUCACCCAGAAGAGCUUAAAUGGAUGAGCUCGCACUCAUGGAUGUUUGAUAUGAGCCAGAGGCUACACACAGUAUUACUCAUGGAUGUUUGAUAUGAGGCAGAGAUUACACACAAUAUUACUUAUUUUUGAUGCUGUUUUGCUAUUAAAUGGAACUGGUGUUUGGCUCAGGUAUGCCCAGCUAAAUAUAGGAAACUCCUCCUGGAUCUUAUCAAACCUUCUUAAAAUAUAUAUCACAAGAUCUUGUGGGAAGUAUCAUCGCUUUUAUCAGAAUUAGCCAGAGAAAUUCUAAAGUGGCCCAAACUCCACAGAGUCCAGAGUUUACUGUUCUUUGAAUAAAGCUAGCAUCUAAUUCAAUGAAGCAUCCACCACUAGGUGAUCUGAAAAAGUAGGUACCAGAAUGAUCCAGAUGAUCAUUCUAUCCACCUAGGCGAAGAGAUGUGUAACCUAUGUUCUUCUUGUAGGGACUAAGGUUUUCUCCAAACAUUUCCAAAGUCUCCAAACCAAAGAUUACCUAUGAACCACAAAAGGGAAAACAGACUCUACUAGAAAAAUCUGGAGGUCAUGUCAGAUUUAAGUGCUCUCUGAUACCAGGACAACCUAAUAUUGUGCACAUAAUAUUAGUUAAUAUUAUUUAUUAGCAGUUAAUAUUACAUUUUUCCCAAUGAGAAACAAUAAGAAGAGCACCUGGUAAAGUGUGCCACCCUAGAAGGAUUCUUGCCAUCUAAUCAAACCCCUCAAACUUCCUUCUAGCUUACAGAAAAUAUGGAAUCUAGAGAAAAAGUCAAAUGACAUCAGGAGGAAAACAUGGUCAGACAAACUGAGAAGGUAGAACCCUCUGCCAGAUAACCGGCCUAGACUCUUCAAAAAGUUAAUACCAUGAAAAUAAAACAGGUGGAGAACUGUUCUUAAUUAAAAGAGACAAACAUAACAACAAAAGCAAUACAUGAAUCGUCAUUGGACUAUCUUUCUACAAACCAAUAUAAAAGACUUUCUUUGACAACUGGAGAAAUUUGCAUAUGGGCUAGAUAUGAAGUGAUAUCAAACAACUGUUUCUUUUUUUUUUUUUUUUUUUUUUUUUUUAGUCUUUUUGUUUUUUUUUUUUUUUUUUUUUUGUUGUUGUUGUUGCUAUCUCUUGGGCCGCUUCCGCGGCAUGUGGAGGUUCCCAGGCUAGGGGCUGAAUCGGAGCUGUAGCCACCGGCCUACGCCAGAGCCACAGCAACGCGGGAUCCGAGCCGCGUCUGCAACCUACACCACAGCUCACGGCAACGCCGGAUCGUUAACCCACUGAGCAAGGGCAGGGACCGAACCCGCGACCUCAUGGUUCCUAGUCGGAUUCGUUAACCACUGCGCCACGACGGAAACUCCAAACAACUGUUUCUUAUAGUAAUUUAGUUUCUUAUAGGAGAAUGUCAUUGUCUUUAGGAAGAAGAGAAUGAAAGCAGUUACAGCAAAACGUUAGAAAGUUAAUCUUAUUCAUUCUUGGAGGAAUGUAUAUGAGUGUCGACUGAACUAUUCUUUCAACACGUCACACCACACCGUGAUGCUGCCACCAAACUGUUCACUGUGCCACAGACAAGAGAAUCAGUUUUCAGAUGGCACUAUUUCAGGGACGCCAAAGUAAGGAGAAGUAAUAUUAUCUGGAUUAAUUCAACAACCUCCACCCAGAGACCGGUACAACCAGAACCCACACAGCAACACCCAGCUCCCACGCCUACAAGCGUCUCCAGUCUUCCCAAGGAGCAACAGUUGGUGACCACUCAGACCUUUGAAUUCUUCAGGCCAAAGUGCGACUCCCAGGAUUCCUGCUGGUUCCCCAGACCACUGUAACCCCGACGUAUCCCCACCCUCCAUUUUCCAUUGAUUCUAGAAGGGGAACACGCCUGUUUCCUUCGAGAGCAAAGAACUUCCCAAGGUUUCUACGGCUCUUCCUAGCUCAGUUAGGAUUUCAGUAAGUAGAUCCCUCCAGGGCUGCCUCGAGGCCGGGCAUUUACACAACUUGAAUACAGGACUAGCAAGGCAAAGAAACCCUUACCGCGGUCAGCCACUACGUGGCUCACAUGUAAAAUGCCUACCUACUACCCUGAAGCUUGGAAUGCAAGGUGGUGGCGAGGAGUCACACGGCGCGCAGAAGGGCGGGCGGAGCGAGGCACCCUCCCGAGGGACUCAGGGUCCACGCCUGCGAGCGUGUGAGCGAGCGAGCAAGGGGCUCCCAGGCCCCGGCGCGUGGUUUGCGCGCGCCCGGCCUGCGGGAGGCUGCGAGGAGGCUGCGUGAGCGCGCGGGGCGGGAGCAUCGGCCGCCGGCCGAAGUCUGAGCAGGAAACGCGUGGUGCUCGGAGAAAUUUCAACCAUUUAUUUGUGACUACUACAUACUACUGAAUGUUCAGUUGGUGAAAUUGAAGGUCUUUCACUCCGAAGAAAUAAAUCAAGAGGAAGAACCUGAGGCCCGUGCUCCUGAACUUCUGUGAAUGGCCCCAGCGCUCCCGAUCACUCUUCCGAGUAAGAUGUCCCUGAGAUCCCUCAAGUGGAGCCUCCUGCUGCUGUCGCUGCUGAGUUUCCUAGUGAUGUGGUACCUGAGCCUCCCCCACUACAACGUGAUCGAGCGCGUGAACUGGAUGUACUUCUACGAGUAUGAGCCCAUUUACAGACAAGACUUUCACUUCACACUUCGAGAGCACUCAAACUGCUCUCAUCAAAACCCGUUUCUUGUCAUCCUGGUGACCUCACACCCCGCAGAUGUGAAAGCUAGACAGGCCAUUAGAGUUACUUGGGGUGAAAAGAAGUCUUGGUGGGGAUAUGAAGUUCUGACGUUUUUCUUAUUAGGACAGCAGGCUGAAAGGGAAGACAAAGUGUUAGCCUUAUCCUUAGAGGAUGAGCACCUUCUUUAUGGUGACAUAAUACGGCAAGAUUUUUUAGACACAUACAAUAACCUGACCUUGAAAACGAUUAUGGCAUUUAGGUGGGUAACUGAAUUUUGCCCCAAUGCCAGGUACAUCAUGAAGACAGACACGGAUGUUUUCAUCAAUACUGGCAAUUUAGUGAAGUAUCUUUUAAAUUUAAACCACUCAGAAAAGUUUUUCACAGGUUAUCCUCUAAUUGAUAAUUAUUCCUAUAGAGGAUUUUACCAAAAAACCCAUAUUUCAUACCAGGAGUAUCCCUUCAAAGUGUUUCCCCCCUACUGCAGUGGGUUGGGUUAUAUAAUGUCCAGAGAUUUGGUGCCAAGGAUCUAUGAAAUGAUGAGUCACGUAAAACCCAUCAAGUUCGAAGAUGUCUAUGUUGGAAUCUGUUUGAAUUUAUUAAAAGUGGACAUUCAUAUUCCAGAAGACACAAACCUUUUCUUUUUAUAUAGGAUCCAUUUGGAUGUCUGUCAACUCAGACGUGUGAUUGCAGCCCAUGGCUUUUCUUCCAAGGAAAUUAUCACAUUUUGGCAGGUUAUGCUAAGGAACACCACAUGCCAUUAUUAACUUGACGUUCUACCCAAAGCCUAGAGAAGGGAGGGAUACUUUGUGAAAGUGUUAAAGUUAGUACUGUGAAAUCUCCAAUGGAAAACUCAUGGGAAGGUCACUGAGUCGCUUACAUGGAACUGAAACUCCUGAAGACCCCAUAGACUGGAAGCAAGGACUUGCACUUGACUGGUGGUUUAUUCUGACAGCGAUCGAGUAAGGCCUUUUAAAGAUGAUGUUCAGAGGAAUGAAACAUAAAGGAAUGGGAAGUUUUUGUUAAUAAAACUAAUAGGACCAAACUAUUCGAACAUGUCAUUCUGUAGGCUAGAAUUUCUUAAAAGGGUUUCACUGAAUUAUAAGCUCAUUUGUCCAUAACAACAAAGCAGUGUGGAGUAUUACUCAUUGAACAGUCUUGUCCGUUCAGGGUUUUGUGUAUAUCAUACCUGAAUUAGCAGUUUUUUAAGAUAUAUAGUUCUAUGUAAAAAAAAAAGUUGUACCAAACAAAAGUUCAUCUGUUUUUGGUCAUUCAGAAGAUAUUUCAAGCUGUUACAGUAUUUCAGAGUGCUCAAUUAUUAUUUAAUAUGACUUAAACUUUUAUACUUUUUUGGGUGUUUGAAUGUUCUGGUUGUUUCAAUAUUGUGUAAACAGAAUAGUGAAUCAUUCUUUAUAUUUAAACUUCUUUCCAGUUACUUCACUGAAGAGUUUAAUUAUUGAUAGCUCCAUCAGUGUGAAGACAUUGGUCAUUAUUGUAUAUCAGUAAUCUCUUAGACUUUGGUAAACAUUUUGUUGUGGUAAUAUAGAGAAGAAUUAAAACACAAAGAUCUGAAUUACUGUCUUGUUUUUAAAAAUAGAAUCCCCAGUGUUUUUAGACGUCACUUCAUCUGACUCAUUUUUCCACCUGGAAAUUAGGAGUGAUGUAGAAUGCCAGGUAAGCAUGUUUUCAUUUGGAAAGGACUCUGAAGCCAAAAAGAAAAGAGAGCAUGUGAUGGCCAUAAUAUUAUAAAAUGAGUGUCAUACUUCAGCACUUGAGUUGGAAAGAGAAGUCUAAAGAGUCGUGUUGUAUUGUUAACUGUUCCAUGUUUUUUCUCAUUAACAGUCAGUUUGAGAAUAAAAAGGAAAAAAAUACACUGCUGCUAUUGUUACUAGUUUCACAUCAAGAGGAAAGCUUUACUGUGUGGUCAAGAAUGAAGUCUGAUUUCCAUGUCA
Molecule: messenger RNA, 5913 nt
Organism: Sus scrofa (pig)
Lineage: Eukaryota; Metazoa; Chordata; Mammalia; Artiodactyla; Suidae
Gene: B3GALNT1
Product: beta-1,3-N-acetylgalactosaminyltransferase 1
Biological process (GO): protein O-linked glycosylation
Cellular component (GO): Golgi membrane
Molecular function (GO): N-acetyl-beta-D-glucosaminide beta-(1,3)-galactosyltransferase activity
Source: RefSeq, a predicted model, not a curated record